AUGUUAACUGCUGAAGAACGUCGUCAACGCAUUCUGGCUAAUUCAGAAUCGCGUCUUGCUAAACUUCGGCAUAUAAAUCAACAUGAUAAUUCAUCUGAUAUACCACCAAUGGCAUCAAUAUCUUCACCAGCGCCACAUGAACUUUUAAGAAAACCAAAUGAAGAAUUUAAUUCUUCAAUUAACUCUAGUGUUAAUAAUAAUCAAUCACAACAAACAUCACCACCAUCAUCAUUAUUUUCAACAAUUACUACAGCAACGAAUAUGUUAAAUUCUUUUACAUCAUCAUCAACAACAACAACAAAAACAGUUGAAAAUACGAAAGAAAUGAUUGUAAUUGAUAAACAACAUAUUCUUAUGUUUAUUCUUGGAAUUAUUGUUGGAAUUCUCUAUUCAUUUUAUAUAUCAAUUGAAUCAAAUUUUUUCUUUCUUGUAUUUUUUACAUGUUGUAUAUGUAUAUUAACAUCACGUUAUUAUUCGAUGCAAAUGAAACAUCGUACAAAUGUAUUAAUUACAACAGCUAUGUUAUCAGGAUUUAAACCAGAUUUUAUGAAAAAAUUAAGUCUUGUUUAUACUCUUGUAUCUGAUGCUUGGAUUAUAUUUGCAUUUUAUUUUGUUUCUUUUUGUUUAACAUAUGUCGUAUGUUCUUCAUUUUGA
Rotaria sordida is the source of this 654-nucleotide messenger RNA. The record is from the annotation of a GenBank genome assembly. NCBI's taxonomy places the organism in Eukaryota, Metazoa, Rotifera, Eurotatoria, Philodinida, Philodinidae.